Molecule: messenger RNA, 4783 nt
Organism: Pseudopodoces humilis (Tibetan ground-tit)
Lineage: Eukaryota; Metazoa; Chordata; Aves; Passeriformes; Paridae
Gene: RWDD3
Product: RWD domain containing 3
Biological process (GO): positive regulation of hypoxia-inducible factor-1alpha signaling pathway; positive regulation of protein sumoylation
Molecular function (GO): protein binding
Source: RefSeq, a predicted model, not a curated record
GGGGCGCGGCGGCGCGCGCCGGCGGCCAUGUCGGAGCUGGCGCGGGAGGAGCUGUCGGCGCUCGCCGCCAUCUACUGCGAGCCGGGCGCCUGCGAAGUGCUGGCGGCCUCAGAGACACAUGGAAUCUCAUUUAGAAUUCAAAUCAGUGUGAAAGAACUGCUGGACACAGAUGUACUUUUAAAGCUGUUAUUUCAUUUACCAGUCAAUUACCCAUCAGCUCUGCCAGAUAUUUCUGUUAACUCAGACCAGCUUACAAGGGCCCAGUGUAUGGAUAUGAAAGAGAAAUUACUUGAACAAGCAAAGAAGCAUCUUUCUGAGCCCAUGGUACACGAUCUGAUUCUUUGGGUACAGCAGCAUCUUAAAGAUGUCAUUAAGCAGCCAGCAGCAGUUUGCAAUGAAAAAACUACUUUGUCAAAAGGAAAAGAAGAUGGUAUCUGGAUGCUCCUUUUGCAUUUAGAUCACAUGAGAGCAAAGGCAAAAUAUGUGAAAACUGUGGAAAAAUGGGCUUCAGAUCUAAGGCUGACUGGAAGACUGAUGUUCAUGGGCAAGAUAAUAUUGAUUCUUCUUCAGGGUGAUAGGAGCAGCAUUAAGGAGUACUUGAUUCUUCAGAAAACUUCUAAGGUAGAUGUGGACUCAAGUGGAAAGAAAUGCAAAGAGAAAAUGAUGAGAGUACUGUGUGAGACAGAAGUACAGUCACAGCAUAAAAGGUUUCAGAUGUUUGAAGUCAAAGAAUAUUCGGCACUGGAGGAGCUACAAAAGGAAUUUGAAACUGCAGGACUUACAACUCUUUUCUCUGAGUUUGUGCCUUCUCUCUUAAAAUAAAAUUAAAGUAUAUCACUGGACCUUUGACCAAAGCAGUGGUUGACUGUAGAUGCUGAUGGAAGAUAAAAGGGCUAAUGUGGCAAAACAAUGUUGAAGCUUUUCUGAAAAAAUUACCAGUAGUAGUCAUCCUCUUGCAAGAAGAAGGCAAUUAAUACAUUAAGAAUUGAUAUUUUUUGACAUUUAUGUAUUAAUAACUUUUUCAAAGCAGUGUGAUGUUGAUUGCGAUAAUUGCAUGGCAAGCAUGAGAUUGGGAAGAAAUAAUGUUUAAAAAAAUAGUCUUCUAGUCAGACUGUUUUACAGUUCCUGUUUUUCAGUGUUCUGUUUCUCUCAUGGCUGAAUUUGUCGAUAAUGGCCUGUUAGAAAGCAUAAUUAAUUUUGCUUUGGAAGACUGUAUGAAGAUAUUUCCAUAAGAAAACAUAGCGAGCACACAUUUGAAUAUGUGAGGACAGCAUAUACUUAAUAUCCCUCAGGAGUUCAUUUGCUAAUUUUUCAUUCUCCCUUUAAUUGACUAUAAAUGCUCGAUGGUUGAUUUGAAGAAAAAGCUCAUGCCACUUGGGGCCUGAAAAAAAACUGAGAAGUGUCUCUUUGAAUAUUAGUUUUCAUUCUAAAAUUUAUAAAAAAACCCACUUGGAGGAUUUAAAUUGAUAAAAAGCUGAGGUAAAGCCAAUUGUAAUAGUUUCUUUGAUAGUUUACAGAUGUCUUUUUUGCACUUCACCUGAUUUUACUGUCUGUGCAGCUUUAGAUGUCUUGAUUCAAUUAAACUGUUAGAGCAGUAUAUAUACAGACUUCAGUCUUCCAUCUUUCAGGGUUCCUGACAAGUUGUUUUUGUUUGUUCGUUUAUUUGGGAUUUUUUGGAUCAAUCACUGGAAUUGGCCAUCCUGUAAUUUUUUUUAUCAGUAGUCUAUGUUUUACAUCUGUAUAGUGUUACAAAUUAUACGCAUAAUUUUAUGAAUUGUGCAAGUUCUGUUUACCUAGGGAGGAUUAGAUACUUAUUUAUUACGAUUACUGUGUGUUCUUUUGUUUCUAUUUUAUCUGAAACCAUUCUCUAACAAGACUAGAUAAAUUAUCCAGUAAUAAAAAUUUUGCAAUCGUGAGUUUCUUAAUAACUAGCUCUGCCAUUUGCCAUUUCAAUUGGCUUUAGCAUGUAGCUAAACAUGAACUUUACUGUUCUCUAAAGUUCAGUCUCUUCUCUUCAGAAGCCAAAUGUCUCAUGUAAUCUGUAAUUAAACAGAUUUGAUCAAUUCAGUAUAAACUAAUCUAUUUCCAUUGUACUGGGGAAAGACCAGUACAAUUUGUGUGUUUGACCAGUACAAAGUAUGGUUUGGCAAAACAUUAUGUUAGAUCUAAUUUCCUAUUUCAUGCUCAGACCAUGAGAUCAUACCUCUAUCUAUUCUAGAAAAGCAGCUGAAGCAGACUAGGAAGAUUUUUAUGUUUUACUGUUUGAUAUACCAGAUGCAUAAAGGGUUGUAGAUUGUUUGAAAGCUUGUGAAGCUUUUCAGGAAUUUGAUGAUUUUCCUAAUAUAGAGUGUCUCAAAUAUAUAUGUUGCAUGUUAUUUCAUACACUGGUGCUGAUUUACUAAUUUAUUGAGAUUUACUAAUUUACUAAUUACUAAUUUACUGAGAUAAUAGCAAAGUUUUUCUUAAUGAGUCUUUCAUGUUUACUGCAUAUAGUACUUCAGGCUCAGCAGAAAAGAGACUGGGUUGAACAGGUUUUAUAAAUCUGUUGUAUAUUAUUUUGAAAUGGCUUCCUGAGAGGCAGGAAAUCUAAUUUUCUAUCAUUUUAAGUGCAUCUGAAGAUGAAUUCUUACUUUUACAAAGCAGAAUAAAACAGAAGUAUCUUUAAAAUAUUAAAAUAACAUGUAUUUUAAAUUACAGUUUCCAUAAUCGAGCAGUUCUCAGGUAAAAUAAGUGUUGAAAAAUCGUAUGUCAAUGAAGUAUAAAGUUUGGAAAAACUGCAGAAGGCCUCUCUUUAUACUGUGUGACAGAUGGGACAAGUAUCAAACUAAAGAAAAGGCCUAUGCACAUAUAGCAUAAGAAAACAUAAUCUCUCUGCAAAACUAAAUGUUGUAAGAUUUGGCCAGAUGUACGUGACUUCAAAAAUAAUUGCGGUGUUAAGUUGUUGUGAUCAUCUUUCUUGCAAGAUUAGAUGCAGACUUACUGAGGUUUUCCUCCCUACUAGAAAAGCCAUUUAUGGUGUCAGUGGCUGCCAGUUGCACUUGAAUAUAAAGCCAUAUAUUUUUUUCAUUUUUUUUACCUGAUGCCUUCUUGGUCAGCUAUUUGGCUGGACCUGGCAUUCUGCAACAGCCAAGUAAAAAGAAAAUGACAGUUGGGUAAGUUGCAGCUCUCUUCUGAUCUGUGUUCAUCUUCCUGCCAAAGGAAGUUGUAAGAAGCUGUGUUUCAGGAGAUGGAAAUGCAGUUCAUACAGUGGAUUUUUACCAUAGUUGAAUUUGUUAUUCACUAGCUCACACUGGACAAAUCCACAAAUUCACUGUAGGAAAGGACUACAGUUUAUAGCUUGGCUUGAUGUGCUUCAGGAGAAUUACAAAUCUGAUCAGCUUGAUACAGUUCAGACAGCAGAGAACAUGAAAACUGAUGUCAGUCUUAUUCUGUUGAAGCAAAUGCUUUUUCCUACCUAUCAAUCAGUAACUUAUUUUGAAGGGUAGGAGGAUGUCUUCUGUUCAGACAAGUAAACAAUAUUUUUAAAGGCUGUUCUUUUGAAAGGAUGUUGCAGCUGUCUGUUAACUGAUGGUUUGUUUGCAUUCAUAGUAAAAAGAGAUGAGCUAGCCUGCAAGCCUCUGGGGCACAAAAGUAAUCAGAAUGGGUCCUGUGGUGCAUGUUCUGCCUUCCAAGGGAGCUGAAGCAGACACAGAAGAAUAAAAUGCACAGAUAGAGAAGAACAAGAAGCAGGGGGAAAAAUGCAUCAGCGUGUAAAAAGUUAGUGAAGUGUAAGGAACUAUUGGAAUCUGACAAUUCAGUUGCAAGGAAGAAGAAAUCCACAAAUUAAGGGUGAUUUAACAAAUUAGAAGCUCGUUUUCUUGUGGAUAUGGUGUCUUCUAACAGCAUGAUCAGUAAAGCCUUGUUUCCUGUGGCCUUGCUAGUUUUUCAGCUAUAGCACACAUGAAGCCUUCCCUACAGGAGAUACUUUCCUGAUGGUGUUCUCCCAGGUGGGUUCCCCUGUACCUGGUAUUAAUUGUGCAUAAAUUGAUUAUUAUUUGUGUGGAUCUUUAAAGUGUGAAUAGCAUUUUUUCACCUGUUACCUUUUUCAUCAAAGUUGUAGGUACCUGGUUUCUUUCAGGUUCUUAACCUCUCAUUUUAAUUGAAAUUACUUAAAUUCAGAAGUUGUAGGAAAACUUUGUGGUAAAUAUGCAUGCUUCUGUAUAGACAGCACAAACAUAUAACCAUAGUUUCCUUUAAAAAUCAGGCUAAAAUGAAAGCCUGUGUUUCCUUUAAAGAUCAGGCUAAAAUGAAAUUGAAUGAUAGAGCUGACAACUUGAAUAAUCAAGUGUUUUUUUGACAAAAUUGAGGUUUAAUUUGGUUUAAUUAAUUAAAAGACCAAAAAAGGUCUUUUUGAAUACCUUGGCUUAUUAAUUAUGAAGAAAACAAAAAAAGGUUGAUGAAACAAGAAUGAUCCAGAGGAGGGAAAUAAAUGGGGGGGCAUCAUCAGUAUUGGGAAUUUGCCUGGUUUUCAUACUUACUCUGUCUCAUUAAUUCCUCCCCCCCCCUCCCCCCCCAAAUUUGUUAUGUUACAGCGAGGACAGGACACUGUAAGAGCUCAUAUAAAAAUCCUUGAUACAAUGAAUUAAAAAUAACUAAAAAUAGAUGUGAUUAUUUCGUGAAUAAGGGUGAUUUUUGUGGUUACAUCUCAUUUUCCUAUAAUAAGAGCAUUUGUCUCUUACUUCUGGUGUGAAUGACCCACAAAACCCACUGAGAUUAGUAUAAAUUCUAUGCAGAGAUACUGUAA